This is a messenger RNA of Ilyonectria robusta, 866 nucleotides long. RefSeq lists its product as uncharacterized. The transcript is spliced from 3 exons. Lineage: Eukaryota; Fungi; Ascomycota; Sordariomycetes; Hypocreales; Nectriaceae. The record is from RefSeq and is a predicted model, not a curated record. Bases 84 to 833 code for a protein of 249 amino acids.
GAAGAUCAACAAUGAGGUGUGACCUGGAAUCAUGUUAGGUUCACGUCAACCAGAAGAAAGCGGGGGUUUGGUUGCGGCACUCAAUGCUGGAACCUAGAUGCUAUCUUCCAGUACUCCUCAUAAGGUUUGCGACAGUCAAGGUGUCCUAUCCAAAAUGGUCCUGCGGACCCAGCUAUAAAUAUGCGAUCCCUCCGGAGCCCUCUUUUGCAUAUUUGGUUGCCAUACUCUCAAUCUUCGGACGGCGCAAAAUGCCUUGGUAUCCAUGGGGAUGGCCUCGCAUGGGCCUCUACAGCUCUGGAAGAGAUUACAGGAUUCCGAAACACCUCAUGGGGCCCAUCGUCCGGACUUUCGUUACAAUGAUGUUUCUAUCGACUGGAAACAUCGUGUUUCCGAUCUUUAAUAUCGGCGGUACCGUCGCGUCAUGGCUUCUCUUCUCGAUCAAUUUGCUCUGGAUAAUAGCUGCUACGGUUUGCAUCUGUGUGGUCGGGAAGUUUCGCCUCUUCAUCGGGGCAUACGACCCGACUGUGCGCCUGUUUGCCUUGACAAUGAUGGCCGGUUGGUGGUGUCUUGCGGCGAUCAAUUUCACCUUUAUGACGACUGCUAUCUGCCGAUGCUACCAGGGUGACAAAUUGGAUUAUUGUGCUCUAUUUGGCGUGGGCAACUCUGUGAUAAGCGCUCCGCUUGUGAUGAGGAUAUCCGAUACCCAGUGGACACUGUUCUCGUGGAUGGUAUUGGUUUUGAUGAUGUGCGCAACAUCUGUACCUGGCUGGGAUUGGAUGUAUCAGCACUGGAGGAUUCGGGAGCGCAUCAGGCUCUCGCUGGAACCUCGCUAGAAAACGGCAUGCUUGCACAUGUUUGAGGAUGAG